Cavenderia fasciculata is the source of this 3123-nucleotide messenger RNA. RefSeq lists its product as uncharacterized. The record is from RefSeq and is a predicted model, not a curated record. NCBI's taxonomy places the organism in Eukaryota, Evosea, Eumycetozoa, Acytosteliales, Cavenderiaceae. Gene Ontology annotation, cellular component: cytoplasm. Gene Ontology annotation, molecular function: protein binding. The transcript has 5 exons. Bases 1 to 3123 code for a protein of 1040 amino acids.
AUGUUGAGCGGAUCCUCACAAUCAGUCAGUCGAAAGAGAAUUGUGUUAUGGAGUCCUCACCAAACCAAUCAAUUUGUAGUUGGUGCUUCUGAUAUGAGACUCUAUGAAUUUAGAAACAAUAAUAAUAAUAAUAUAAAUAGUAAUAGUAAUACUUUAUUGAAUAAUGUUAGUGGUAAUAGUAUCAAUAACAAGUUGUUUAAUAGCGCAAAUAGUUUAAAGAAUGGUGGAGGUGGUGGUAGUGGUGGUGGAGGAGGUAUAGGAUCAAACUUGAAUACAAGUAGUAACAAUAAUAAUAGUUAUUAUAGUCACCAACAAAUACAAAAUAAUACUGCAAAUAAUAAUAUAGCAUUUGAUAUUCAGUAUCCUCCUGAUGAUUGGAUACCAGAAGAUAGAAAAUCAAUAGAAUUAAAGAGUGUAAAUGUAGAUGUUCAAUAUCUAAAGUGUAUGACAUGGUCACCAGACGUUUCCGAUGUCAAUCUAUUGGCAUGUGGUUUGGUGAAUGGUAGAACUGUUUUGACUAGUUUCUCAUCGGUCAAUAGAAUCGUAAAAGAGUUUGUUCCAAAACAUACAAGACCAUGUAACAGUAUUGCAUGGAACCCAUUCAACCGUUCACAUAUUGCUGUUGGUUUGGAUAAAGUUCGUGGUGAUAAUUCAACUUUGGUAUGGGAUAUUAAUUAUCUUAGUAAACCAAAACAAUCCUCAACGUCAUCAUCAUCAUUUUUCCAACAACAACAACAACAAUUAAAUAAUUAUUCAUCUCAAAUUGAUGCUCCUCAUUCAAUACAACAAGUUUCAGAGAAUGGAUUUAGUACAGCACCAUUAGAACCACCAGAGACUAUUAAUCAACCGGUGUCAGAGUUUACAUUGUCAGAGGCGACUUUGGCAUUGGCUUGGAUUCCAAACAACCCAUUCUGUUUGAUCAUUGGUACGAGCAGCAAAUGGCUACGUAUCUAUGAUACUAGAGAUACAAACACUUCACAUUCUGUUGCUGCACAUGCCAAGUCGGUUUGUGGUGUUGCAAUAGAUCCGUUUGAUAACAAUCGCAUUGCCACUAUGAGCGAGGACAAUGUCGUCAAGAUUUGGGAUAUGCGUCGAUUUGACGACCCAGUAUUUUCCAUCAACACCAACUACAAAUCUGUUUCACAAAUGGAAUGGUGUCCCACCCGAUCGGGUAUUCUCGCAACCAGUGGUCGUGAAAAGAAUACCAUCAAACUUUGGGACAUUAAAUCUUCUAGUUAUCUUCCAUCAAUCAUUCCAGAUUAUACAAAAUCUCCACGUACUGAUCGUAAAUCAAAUAUUAAUGAUCAAUCUUCUCAUUCAACUUCAAAACCUUCAAAGAGUAAGAGACACACAUUUAGUAGUAUUCAUAUAUCAUCAGAAGUAAUUUCAUCAUUCUCUUGGCAUCCAACAAAUGAAUGUAGAAUGUUGACAGUUUCAUAUACAGGUAUUGUAGAGGUGAUUAGUUUGAAUGAAAGUAUACCAGUAUCAUGGUCACCACAAGGAUCAUUAUGUUUUUCAUUUGGUAAACAUUGUAUUGAAGGUCCAAACAAGGGUACCUCUUUGGAACCACCCACCAGUGUUUUGGAGCGACUCAACAAUGAUGGAAGAUAUCGUAAAGAUAUCUCUCAAUUGAUGAGAGAACGAGCUAUUCUAGGUUACUCGGCCAUUGUAGAAGAUAAUGUAAAUCUAUCGCAAUCAUUUGCAGAAAAGGAUAUCAACUUUUUAUGGAGUUGGAUUCAAAAAAUACCAAAUAAUCUUCAAUUAUUUAGAAAAAAACCAACAAAACCUGAAGAUGUAUCAAAAGAACAUGAUUAUGUUGGUAUUCAACAUAUUUUAAAUGAAAUUCAAUCUUAUUUAGUAUCAAAUUCAAUUGAAACACAAAAUGGAUUCCAAAUUUAUAAAUCUGGACAAAGAUCACUUUGUAUGUUGAUUUGUGGAUGGGGAUUUACACCAAAUCAACCUUUGGAGUUUUUAUUGGCUCGAUUGGAAAAGGGUGGUGAAUUUGAAAGAGCUACAGCAUUGGCAGUAUUCCAUCUCGAUAUUAAACGUGCCAUUUCUAUUCUAUACAAUGGAUGUUUAAUGUUGAAUUCACAGCAACAACAAGUAUCUAGUAAUUUAUUAAAAUCACAACAACAACCACCAUUCAACAAUGCCAUCUAUCUUCAACAACAACAGUUUUUCAAUUCACUCAAGGAGAGAGAAAACCAACUCAGAGUAUUGUCGAUUGCGCUGGCUGGAUUUGGUGAUGGUGGAUCGGGUGUCAGUCAGAUUUGGAGGGAUACUUGCAAGAUGACCGCACGUAGUUUUAGUAAUGCCUAUCUCAGACUGUGUCUAGAGUUCCUCUCGACCAACAUGUCAAGUGUCGAGUCUGUUAGAGAGUUGAUUGCAACGUUGAACGAGUCGGGUGUGUCACUCGUAGACAAGAUUCCAUUGGCGUGUCGUUACUUUGAGCAGUCUGACUUGUUGGCAUUUGUCGAUCGCCAGACCAACGCCUGUGUCGAGCAGGGUGACCUGAUGGGCAUCGUGUUGACGGGUCUCACACCAAAGGGUAUCGACUUGUUACAACACUAUGUCGAUCGAACAAGCGAUAUCCAGACGGCAGCACUUGCCACCAGUCUCUUGGUACCCAAGAUCUUCCGUGACAAGCGUGCCAAGAACUGGCUGCAGAUCUACAGCGACCUGUUGGACAAUUGGCAAUGCUGGCACCAACGUGCAGACCUCGACAUCCAGCUCACUAGCGAGACACCCCCCUCGCAGAUAUUUGCACGUUGCGGGUACUGCCAAAACUCAUUCUCUUUCGAGUCGGUCACGAGUGGCUCGAUGGUCGGCAGAAACGCCAAAAUCAACGCGCGUGCCAAGGUACCGUGCUGUCCGCACUGCAAGCAACAGUUGCCGCGUUGUUGUCUUUGCAUGAUCCAGAUGAACUGCAUGGUGCCAAGCAUGGACUUUAAACAAUCCAACAAACAACAAGAAUGGACAGAGGGUGCAGAAUCUUUUGACGAGUGGUUUACCUGGUGCCAAACCUGUCGCCACGGUGGUCAUGCCACCCAUCUUUCAGAUUGGUUCAAAGAUCAUAUCGAGUGUCCGGUCACUGAUUGCAAUUGUAAAUGUUCUUCAAUUUAA